CUCUCUGGGACUGGGGGGAGAGGUAUACCCACCAUUAUUGUAGAGAUCUGUGUACAUUAAUAAUGGAUAAUGUGGGAGUGUGAUUUGUUGUUGGGCCAAAGGCAAUGUACGAGUCUACUUAGGCAUGAAUGCUGUCGUUGUUGGAGGGCCCACCUCCAUUGCUACAGCACCAUCUUCUCAUCUUGUGACUCUGCUUUCGUUCUCUAAUCUUCUUCACUAUAAAAACUGAAGAAACAAACCCCACAACCCAAAAAAAUCCUUUUGGAAAGUUUUCUUUUCUUUUUCUCUUCUUGUUUCUUUUUUUUUUUUUAGCCUUUUUUUUUUUUCCUAAGAGGAUGGAUGUAUAGGAGGGAGUGGGAAGGCUUGUUUGGAGGAUGACCCGCAUGGAGUUCUUGAAGAAAUUCAAGCGCUUCAAUCCUCUUGAGUCGUCUCUGGGCGUUCUUGGCUUCUUCCUCGUUGCUAUAUGUUUCAUUGGAUGUUUCUUUUUCUUGGAUUACCGUUCUGUCAGUCGGGGGCUUCGCACUCGUGCCUUGCCUGGGAGGCUUUCUUGGCUGGGAUUUGUUGAGUCGCCGUUGUCCUCCCCGUCGUCGUCAGAGGCGGUUGUCGAUGUGCUGCCGGGGUUUCUUGAAGAGGGUGGUGACGGGUGUAACGUGUUUGAUGGGAACUGGGUUUGGGAUGAGAGCUAUCCUCUGUAUCAAUCCCAGAAUUGUUCAUUGCUGGAUGAUGGGUUUCGUUGUUCUGAAAAUGGUAGGCCUGAUAGUUUCUACACCAAGUGGCGCUGGCAGCCUAAGCAUUGCAACUUGCCCAGAUUUGAUGCAAACGUCAUGUUGGAGAAGCUGAGGAACCGGCGGGUUGUGUUUGUUGGUGAUUCCAUUGGAAGAAACCAAUGGGAAUCCCUUCUUUGCAUGCUAUCUUCAGCAGUUUCCAAUAAGAGUUCAAUUUAUGAAGUGAAUGGGAAUCCAAUCACAAAGCACACUGGGUUCUUGGCGUUCAAGUUUAGUGAUUUCAACUGCACCAUUGAAUACUACAGAGCUCCAUUCCUCGUAGUGCAGGGCCGGCCUCCACAUGGAGCUCCGGCAAAUGUGAGAAUAACUCUGAGAGUGGAUCAAAUGGAUUGGAGCUCCAACCACUGGAGAGGUGCAGAUAUCAUGGUUUUCAACACAGGGCAUUGGUGGAAUUAUGAGAAGACGAUUCGGGGGGGUUGUUAUUUCCAAGAAAAACAGAAAGUGAAGAUGGAGAUGAGUGUAGAUGAUGCAUACAAGAGAUCACUUAAGACAUUGUUGGAUUGGGUUACUAUCCAUGUAAAUAUGAGUGAGACCCAAGUCUUCUUUCGAACCUAUGCUCCUGUUCAUUUCAGAGGGGGUGACUGGAAGAGUGGUGGUAGCUGUCACUUGGAGACGCUCCCUGACAUGAGUUCUUCACCAGUUCCACCUGAAACAUGGCCACAAUUGGAAAAUGCUUUUGAUGUGUUAUCAGAUCACUCAAACGAGCACUCAAACAAUUCACAAGUGAUGAAAUUGGAUUUGUUGAAUGUGACACUUAUGACAUCUCUGAGGAAAGAUGGCCACUCGUCUGUGUACUAUCUAGGGCCUGGGCUUGGACCAGCACCUCUCCAUCGGCAAGACUGCAGCCACUGGUGUCUACCUGGUGUUCCUGAUUCAUGGAAUGAGCUCCUCUAUGCCCUCUUCCUCAAGCGGGAGUCCAUCCGCACAAGAAAUUCAACAUCAACACAAAAUUCAACAGAGCCUUCUGCAGCUCAGGUGUGAUAGUUAAAGAAAGCUUUCUCAUCACACAAGCAUUGAUGGAUUCAAACUAACAGUAAACAUCAUUAACUAACCAGCAUUGAUUCUACUACUUCCCCAGUUAAAGGAGGAAAAGAGAUAAAAAUUUUGAACAAUAAUGGAAACUGCUAGUCUGGUAGUAACAGCCAAAGAGAUAUCAAACACAUAGCUGGGAGUUGGGAAUGCCUCCUCUCUGACAAAUGCAUCUCUGGUUUUUCCAAUGACAUAACAUAGAUCGCCCAAAUACAGUGCGGAUUUGCUAGAAACAAGAAAAAUCAACCUAUUUUUACUUGUUGCUGAAAUAAUUGCCAGCACUCGCUGUUAUUGGUGAACAGAGGAACCCGAGAACCUGAGAAUUUGCCAUUGUUGGGUGGUUUGUAAACAUAUUCUUGGCAUUGAAUUUUAGAAUUCACUAGAUGCUGGUGGUGGUAGUUGAGUAGGGAAGGAUUCUGGAGGUGAAUUUGAUGGUUGAGAGAAGAUGCACAAAUAUCCAUAAUGCGUCAUUCUUUGGAAAAAGGGAAAUCUUCUGUAACUUAGCAAUCAUCUAUUAUUUUUUUCUGUAUAUAAUAACACAAACAGCUGGAAUUUCAUAGACAGUCCUUUAUCUAUCAUGACUUAGGGAAGCAGAAUUUUGUAUUCUUUUCAUUUCCUUGUUCUGAUCUUUUUGCUUUGUGGACUCAUCCAAACCUUUGGAUAUGCUACAUCCAUGCUGUAUGAUUAUAAAUUGACAGGGCACGGAGAAUCAACAUUUUAGAAUGCUAA
Messenger RNA from Vitis riparia (riverbank grape), 2543 nucleotides. Its product is annotated as protein trichome birefringence-like 10. Gene Ontology annotation, cellular component: Golgi apparatus. Gene Ontology annotation, molecular function: O-acetyltransferase activity. Lineage: Eukaryota; Viridiplantae; Streptophyta; Magnoliopsida; Vitales; Vitaceae. The transcript has 4 exons. The record is from RefSeq and is a predicted model, not a curated record. The coding region runs from base 375 to 1766 and encodes 463 amino acids.